Messenger RNA from Neurospora tetrasperma FGSC 2508, 490 nucleotides. RefSeq lists its product as uncharacterized. Lineage: Eukaryota; Fungi; Ascomycota; Sordariomycetes; Sordariales; Sordariaceae. The transcript has a single exon. The coding region runs from base 23 to 304 and encodes 93 amino acids. Gene Ontology annotation, biological process: mitochondrial respiratory chain complex IV assembly. Gene Ontology annotation, cellular component: mitochondrial inner membrane; mitochondrion. The record is from RefSeq and is a predicted model, not a curated record.
CGGCGCAGGCGCAGGCAUCGGUAUGUUGCGGUGGAUCAUGGGCUUGCCUAUCCCGAAAGCGGCCAACUGGGGUGUAGGGUGCGGAAUCGUGGGGGCGAUGGCGCAGUACGAGUACUGCCAGUGGCAGAGGAGGAAGGAGAAGGAAAAGAUGCAGAGGGUGGUGGCGGUUUAUACGAAGAAGCAGGCGGAGAAUAGGGCCAAGGAAGCUAAAGAGGCGAAGGAGAAGACGGAAAAGGGGGAGGUGCAGGGCACGUCGAUUGCACCUGGGGGCGAGAAGAAGAAGAGCUGGUACAAGUUUUGGUGAGGGGAUGAAGUGAGAGGGCUUCUUUGAUGUGCUGAGGGGUUGUGUUGUGUUAGGAUAGAGGUGAAGAAGGGCAUAGCUAGGAGUAGGAGAUGUAGGUUAUGAUUUGCACGGACAUAUAUCGAUACCUUUUGAAGUUAAAGGGCGUUGUUUGGAUUCAUUACGCACAAUGGAAGCAUGGUUAUGGCG